This is a messenger RNA of Papaver somniferum (opium poppy), 1085 nucleotides long. RefSeq names its product probable carbohydrate esterase At4g34215. The coding region runs from base 152 to 1024 and encodes 290 amino acids. The transcript is spliced from 2 exons. The record is from RefSeq and is a predicted model, not a curated record. NCBI's taxonomy places the organism in Eukaryota, Viridiplantae, Streptophyta, Magnoliopsida, Ranunculales, Papaveraceae.
UGCUUUCAAACAUCUGCAGCUAAACUUCCUGGUUAUUCUAAUGGAGUAGUUCAUAAUUCAUAAACAUUCAACGAACAAUUUAAUCAUUCAAAACUACUCUCAUUUUCACCAACAGACACAGAGAGAUAGAGAGGGGGGGAGAACUGAAAGCAUGUUCUCUCUUUGGUACUCUCUUCUGCUUCUUCUUUUGGCUUACUACACUGGAUCUAAUCUGUCGAAUUCAUCCGCAGAACUAUUAGUUUCCUACAGAUCGAGAUCUUUCCAGGACAAGAAUAUAUUCAUUUUAGCUGGACAGAGUAACAUGGCAGGUCGAGGAGGUGUUGUUAAUGAUGUUUGGGAUGGAAUAAUUCCAUCUGAAUGUAAACCAAACCCGUCGAUUAUCAGAUUCAAUUCACAUCAUAGAUGGGUUGAAGCACAAGAACCAUUGCACAUAGAUAUCGAUUUCAAUAAGACUUGUGGUGUUGGUCCUGGUAUGGUAUUUGCAAAUACACUUCUACAGAUGAUGGAUUCCAGAACAACUAUUGGUUUGGUUCCCUGUGCUAUUGGUGGAACACGGAUUAGCGAAUGGGAUCGUGGAACUCGACUCUAUAAUAUGUUGAUAACACGAUCUCUAUUAUCGCUGAUGGAAGGUGGAAGGAUAUUGGGUGUUCUUUGGUACCAAGGGGAGAGCGAUACAGUUAGUCCAACAGAUGCUGAAUCUUAUGGAGAUAACUUGAAGAAAUUUAUAUCGGAUUUUCGCGCAGAUCUUCAUCUUCCCUUGCUCCCUUUCAUUCAGGUUGCUUUGGCAUCAACAGAAGGGCCGUAUAAAGGAAUUGUAAGGAAAGCUCAGCUCGAGAUGGAUUUACCGAAUGUCUGGACGGUUGAUGCGGAUGGACUCCCUUUGGGACCAGACGGUAUACACCUCUCAACUAGAGCUCAAGUCCGUCUUGGACGGAUGUUCGCGGAGGGGUAUUUCACGAGGAAUGCUCAUCGAAAGCCUCGCAUUUUCGCGUUAUUAAAACAAUUUUGUGGAGACAAAAAAUAAAUUACGCAGACAGACAGUCAAACUAUUUUGGUAGGAAUAUGGAAUAAAUUAUUUGAAACUA